CUACAGUCCGGCCACAGUCAAAGCACAUUGUAGUGAUCCUGGACCACGGGGCUUCUGUCACGGACACCCAGCUUCAGAUUGCCAAGGAUGCUGCCCAGGUCAUCCUCAGCGCCAUCGAUGAACACGAUAAGAUCUCUGUACUGACUGUGGCAGACACCGUCAGGACUUGCUCACUCGACCAGUGUUACAAGACAUUCCUGUCUCCAGCCACCAGUGAGACAAAAAGGAAAAUGUCCACCUUCGUUAGCAGCAUCAAGUCUUUGGACAGUCCUACCCAGCACGCAGUAGGGUUUCAGAAGGCAUUUCAGCUGAUUCGAAGCACAAACAAUAACACAAAGUUCCAAGCAAAUACAGACAUGGUCAUAAUUUACCUGUCAGCUGGCAUUACAUCAAAGGACUCUUCAGAAGAAGAUAAAAAGGCAACUCUCCGUGUCAUCAGUGAGGAAAAUAGCUUUCUAAACAACUCUGUAAUGAUUCUCACCUAUGCCCUCAUGAACGAUGGGGUGACCGGUUUAAAAGAGCUGGCUUUCCUGAGAGAUCUAGCUGAACAGAACUCAGGGAAGUAUGGCAUGUUGGACCGGACAGCCUUGCCUGUCAUUAAGGGCAGCAUGAUGGUGCUGAACCAGCUGAGUAACCUGGAGACCACAGUGGGCAGGUUCUAUACCAACCUUCCCAACCGGAUGAUUGACGAAGCUGUCUUUAGCCUCCCCUUCUCUGAUGAGAUGGGAGAUGGUUUGAUAAUGACCGUGAGUAAACCCUGCUAUUUUGGAAACCUCCUUCUGGGAAUUGUAGGUGUAGAUGUGAACCUGGCUUAUAUCCUUGAAGACGUGACGUAUUACCAAGACUCUUUGGCUUCCUAUACUUUUCUCAUAGAUGAUAAAGGGUAUACACUUAUGCAUCCAUCUCUUACCAGGCCAUAUUUACUAUCAGAACCCCCCCUUCAUACUGACAUCAUUCAUUAUGAAAACAUUCCCAAAUUUGAGUUGGUUCGGCAAAAUAUCCUAAGCCUCCCUCUGGGCAGCCAGAUUAUCACAGUCCCUGUGAACUCAUCCCUGUCCUGGCACAUAAACAAGCUGAGAGAAACGGGAAAGGAGGCGUACAAUGUGAGCUACGCCUGGAAGAUGGUACAAGACACUUCCUUUAUUCUCUGUAUUGUGGUGAUACAACCGGAAAUACCUGUCAAACAACUGAAGAACCUCAACACUGUCCCCAGCAGCAAGCUGCUGUACCACCGGCUGGACCUCCUGGGCCAGCCUAGUGCUUGCCUCCACUUCAAACAGCUGGCCACUCUAGAAAGUCCAACCGUCAUGCUGUCUGCUGGUAGCUUUUCCUCCCCCUACGAGCACCUCAGCCAGCCGGAGACAAAGCGCAUGGUGGAACACUACACAGCCUAUCUCAGUGACAACACCCGCCUCAUUGCUAACCCAGGGCUCAAAUUCUCUGUCAGAAAUGAAGUAAUGGCUACCAGCCACGUCACAGAUGAAUGGAUGACACAAAUGGAAAUGAGUAGCCUGAACACUUAUAUUGUUCGCCGUUACAUAGCAACGCCCAAUGGUGUCCUCAGAAUUUAUCCUGGUUCUCUCAUGGACAAAGCAUUUGAUCCCACUAGGAGACAAUGGUAUCUCCAUGCAGUAGCUAACCCAGGUCUUAUUUCUUUGACUGGCCCUUACUUGGACGUUGGAGGAGCUGGCUAUGUAGUAACCAUCAGUCAUACAAUUCAUUCAUCCAGUACACAGCUGUCUUCUGGGCAUACUGUGGCUGUGAUGGGCAUUGACUUCACACUGCGAUACUUCUACAAGGUUCUCAUGGACUUAUUACCGGUGUGUAACCAGGAUGGUGGAAACAAAAUAAGGUGCUUCAUCAUGGAGGACAGGGGUUAUCUGGUGGCACAUCCAACCCUCAUUGACCCCAAAGGACAUGCCCCUGUGGAACAACAGCAUAUUACCCACAAGGAGCCCCUGGUAGCAAAUGAUAUCCUGAACCACCCCAACUUCGUAAAGAAAAACCUGUGCAACAGCUUCAGUGACAGAACAGUCCAGAGAUUUUAUAAAUUCAACACUAGUCUUGUGGGGGAUUUAACGAACCUUGUGCACGGCAGCCACUGUUCUAAGUACAGACUGGCGAGGAUCCCAGGAACCAACGCCUUUGUCGGCAUCGUCAAUGAGACGUGUGACUCUCUUGCCUUCUGUGCGUGUAGCAUGGUGGAUCGGCUGUGUCUCAACUGCCACCGAAUGGAACAAAAUGAAUGCGAAUGUCCCUGUGAGUGCCCUCUAGAGGUCAAUGAGUGUACUGGCAACCUCACCAAUGCAGAGAACCGAAAUCCAAGCUGCGAGGUUCACCAGGAGCCAGUGACGUACACAGCUAUCGACCCUGGCCUGCAAGAUGCUCUUCACCAGUGUGUCAACAGCAGGUGCAGUCAGAGGAUGGAAAGUGGGGACUGUUUUGGUGUGCUGGAUUGUGAAUGGUGCAUGGUGGACAGCGAUGGAAAGACUCACCUGGACAAAUCCUACUGUGCACCCCAGAAAGAAUGCUUCGGGGGGAUUGUGGGAGCCAAAAGUCCUUAUGUUGAUGACAUGGGAGCAAUAGGUGACGAGGUGGUCGCCCUGAACAUGAUUAAGAGCGCGCCGGUGGGCCCCGUAGCUGGGGGCAUCAUGGGGUGCGCCAUGGUCCUGGUCCUUGCUGUGUACGCCUACCGCCACCGGAUCCACCGCCGGAGCCACCAGCACAUGUCUCCUCUGGCCGCCCAAGAAAUGUCAGUGCGUAUGUCCAACCUGGAGAAUGACAGAGAUGAAAGGGACGACGACAGCCACGAAGACAGAGGCAUCAUCAGCAAUACUCGAUUUAUAGCUGCAGUCAUUGAACGACACGCACACAGUCCAGAAAGGCGGCGUCGCUACUGGGGUCGAUCGGGAACAGAAAGUGAUCACGUUUUCCAAAAAGACACCUUCCAACGUGACACCUUUAGAAGAUCUCAAGGGUAGUUCUGCUUAUGUCUCUGCACUGCCAGCAUGAGAUGACCCUGGGCACACAGAUGCUUCCUAGGUUUUCUCCGCAAAUAAGGAUUCAGACUAUCUACAUGGGCCCUGCUUACCACCCUACUUGACUCUCAGUGAACUGGCAUCACAGAUCCCACUACCCAACGUUGUUAGCUGGCAAACAGCAGCAUCUGGAGGGUGCUCAGCCGUGUACUCAGCCAGUACUCUGUGCUAGCAUGCCCGGCCCCGAUCCCCAGCCUUACCUCAGGGAAGGCUUCGCCAGAGACGACUUUUGCACUGGGCUUUGAAGGAUGACUAAAAAAAAGUUAGGAGCGAGGGGGCUAGUGUGUAUGGUCAUGGAGUUGCAUGAAGCUGCUCAGGAAGGGUCGAACUGAACUGGGAAGAGGCAUCGAGUGCUACAUGAGCUAUGAUUUAUGAAGUCCAGAUGCUGUACCAAAGGCCUGGUCACCACACAGCUUCUCACCUUCACAGUGUCCAUAUGGCUUAUUGUCACACUGAGCAGCAGAUGUCUCCUGUCUAGGCACCCCUGCCACCAGACCACAAAAACAUAACAAGAGUGUAGAACCUUUCCUAUAACUAUAAAGUCUUUUUAUUUUACAUAUAACCUUAAUUUUCCAGGAGUCUUUUAUUUCCCAGAAUUGGAUUUUUUUAAUGCAUAUAUAUUUUAUGUAUGCCUUUUGACUCUGCUUUCUCCACAUCUACCCUGAAAAAAAAAAGUGUGUCUUUGAACAAUGUGUUCCCACAUCCAGGCUAAAAAAACGCAGGAGUGGUUGGUUAUUCAUCAAAGCAACCAACGUCAUCUUUUACACGAAGGCCACAUAGUCAAACUCCCCUUGGAAAACAGGAGAAGCUAAAACUCCCACUUAUAAAUGGAUACUCUUAAUUUGAGCUUUGAGUGAUUGCACCAACUGAAUAGAAACUUCGGGUUUCUGUGGAGAGUCAAAGCAGAACUUAUAUUUUUCAGUUUCUCUGACUUUCUGCCUGUUUCCCUAAAAACCUUUGAACCUGCAUAAAUUCGUUCUGCCAGGCAGUUCUGUGUCUCUUCUCCUUUGAAUUAUGAAACAGGUUUGAGCUACUGAAGUUCAGCAGAAAUAAUUUCUUAUUCAGCAGAAAUACUGAAUCUCCUCUCCCCCUCUCCCUCUCCCUCUCCCUCAUUCUCCCCAAUAGAAAUUGCUUCCGUAAAAAACUGGAAUUCUGAGUGACGUUUACCAUGUUCCAUUAGCUCUCCCAUUGUCUUAGUAAAAUAGCAUAUGAAGCAAGAGCUUAGAUGAAAGGAACAGUGCAGUGUCGCAUCUGAAAGCCAAGGAAUCUAGCUAAGGGCUUGCUUUUAUUUUUCACGAUAAGUGCAUCCGUUAUCCCCAAGGAAUGAAAAAUAGUUUCUCAUGCAGACAGAAUGCAACACCAAAAGAAGUAGAAGAUAAUUGACAUUCCACCUGAUUCUAGAUGCACCACAAAAUGUCUUGCAUUUACCUGCAUGUUGUCAUAUCCCUAACCUGUAUGGUGGGUCACAGAAAGUGGUGGGCAUCGAGUUAAUGUCCCUGUGAUGCUUAGAGAAUAAGCCAAAGGUACACAUUAAAACAAAUCUAACCUAAUUGUUUUGUCAGCAGGACUCUUGCUUAUUUGUGUUUUCUCCUAUCGGGGGACUAUCGGGGGUCUGCUAAUUGCUGGGGACAGUGCAGGGAGCUGGGGAAGAGGAGGCCUCAUUUCUGCAAGGCAAUGUUGUGUUAGAAGAGCUUAUAUGAUAGGGUCAAGCAGAGCUCACUGGAAUCCCACCUCUCCCCCUCUUUACAAAUUGUAAGACUUUAGUGAAGCUACUUUGGACCUCAGUUUCCUCAUAAUUAAAACAGGAUUAGAAUUUCCUGCCUGGUCAAGUUGUUGUGAGGAAUGGAUGAAAUUACAUGUGGCAGGCACGAGUUCAGGGUCGACCUCCUCACCUCCAUACCCUCUCUGCCCUCAGGAAUUCACAAUCUUGCAGGAAACUGUAAGUGAAUGCAUGUAUUCAUUAGACUGAUAAAAAGCUGAAUAUAACAGCUUCUUUAAAGGAGCAGAACAAAGAAGAAGAUGGGGAGAUAGUUCACUUUUAUCAGCAGGUAAAUCAUGGAAGACCCCAGUGGGGAGGUGGCCUUGGUGCUGGCCCUUGGACUGGUAGGACAGUAGCAGCCAUGGUUCUUUUUUAGCUGGUGAGCAUAUUUCCACAUGAGUCCUUGGGUCGAAUAUACGAAAGGGAACUCAGAAGGAUAAAAUAUAUAAAUAUAUAUGUACUGAAGAGAAUAGACUUACAUGGUGUAUGAUUCCAAGUUGUGAUAGUCCUAUAAUUAAAACUGCAUGUUACCAGUCUAAGGUGGGAGACUUUAGGCUGCAUUUUUAUUUAGAUAUAUUUCAUGUGGCCAACAAAGAGUUUUGUAUUUCAAAGGCAUCUAAUUUUUUUUUGUAUCACUAAUAUACAAUUACAUGAGCAACAUUGUGGUUACUAGAUUCCCCCCAUUAUCAAGUCCCCACCACAUACCCCAUUAUUAUAGUCACUGUCCAUCAGCGUAGUAAGGCAUCUAAUUUUAAUUUUGUAUCUUUAAAGGAAACUACUCAGAGUCAAUUUUUAAAAGUAGAAUCAUUUUUGUCAAUAUUCUAAAACCACUUAGAAUUAUUGUUUUUUUUAGCACUCGGCUAUUUACUGUUACACUCACAAGCAGUAGUUUAAAACAGUUAUUACCUAUCCAUGUUUUUACUUAUGUGUCCACUUUUCCCAUGAUUUAUCUUGAAAAUACCAUGUUCUACCUAAUCAUCAACUGGCUUAUUUUAAAGUUAAAAUUACAAAUAUAUAUUUGUUCUUUGUGUAUCUGUAUCUUGGUUACCAUCUCUUUAGCAAUUUAUGCAAAUGUAUACCAAUCAAAAUUGUUUCUUUAUAUAAAAGGAAAUUUCCCCCUAGUGAAUCAACUUCCAGAAGACUUAAAAGGUGAGUGCUGAACCUUGAAAAGCUGAUCAAACAUGACACAGUGCAGCACAAGACCAUUUUCUAGAGGUGCAGAUGUUCUCCUGCAGUUACUCUCUGUGACCACAAGGUGGUGAGUCCCCAGAGAAACUUAACAUCCCCUACCAUCGAGGGAGGCAUCUAAGUAUAUAAGCAGAAUACCAAAGAGCAAAAGCCUAAUAUUGGCUCUUCUGUUCUUACUAGACAGCUGUCCUCCUUCCCAAAGUCCGUUUCUUGCUUGAGAUCAGCUUUGCAGAGAUUUUACUGUACACAUUUGGACAGUAAAGAAAUUGUUCCUUUGAAAGUGUUUAUGAAUAUACUUUGUGUUUUAGAUAAUGCAUCAUCCUCCAUGAGUUAGACUGAGUCUGUUGUACUCAUCACUGUUCCCAGCGCUCAACAGAAUUGCCUAGCCCUGAGUAAAUAGUCAUUCAUUUAAGUGAGAGCAUGUGUUUGGCUUUCUCCUGCUUCACCACAACUUGCUGCUCGCUCCCUCCAGAUUUUUAUUAGCUAUUGAGAUUAGAGGAAACCUAAAUUGCAGAGGGUUGAGCAGUAGUAACCCUCUCAGGAAAUUAGACAGAAUGGCCCCAGAGCAAGAGGCUCACUUUGGAAGGGCCUUUGUUGGGGCUCUCAUCAGGAAGCUGUAGCAGAAGAGAUGGGGGGGCUGACUUGCCUUGGUGACAGCUGAAUCAUCACCACCACCCUGGGCUGUGACUAGCUGGGUUCGAGCAUCCCUGGACUCAAAGUCAGAACCCCUGGGAAGGGCCCAGUAUAUACUACAACAUCUUCAUUAUAUGAUAAGACUUGGGAAGUGCACACCAGACAAAACUACAGAUAACUAAGACAAAAAAAAUUUCAUCAAUGCCCUUGCUUUGGGACUACAGUGUGUGAUUUUUUUUAAUUCCUUCUUUGUGUGAGACAUCAUAUUGAAUAUUAGGAGUAUGAAGACAAAGUAAUUCCUUGUUCUUUAAGACAGAGUUUGCUAAUGAACAAGACAGCCCUAUAUUUUAUUAUAAUAUGAUAAAGUCUAAGCUGAAGAUGUGUACAGAAUGCCAUUUAAAUUCAACCAUG
Manis javanica (Malayan pangolin) is the source of this 7029-nucleotide messenger RNA. The record is from RefSeq and is a predicted model, not a curated record. Lineage: Eukaryota; Metazoa; Chordata; Mammalia; Pholidota; Manidae.